AUGGGCCGCCUCCAUCAAUCCCUCGUCAUCGUCUGCUGCUUCCUGGCUGCAUUCACCCUGCAAGAUGUGCAGGCGAUAGGACAGUUCUCUCGCCGUAGUGUUGCAACAUGGAAGAAGACGCAACCAGCACUGCCAAGUUUGUCGGUCCCUCGCUCUGUUGGCGCCAACCCACAGCAAACCCCACCCAGUUUCUUGGAUACAAUCUUUUCUCCUCAAACUGCACUCAAGGUCGUCGCCGUGGGACUGACAACUUUUGCCGCCCAAAUGCUCCUAGCACCCGACCUCUUUGUCAAAACUUAUAUCAACCUGGAAGGGAAGGACCCUACUAUCGCUUCCGACUUCUUCCUCAUGAUGUGGGCUGUGCGAGAACUGUUAUUGGCCUUGCUUUCCUGGGCCGUUGCAACCCAAGGAACGGACUCACUUGGUCGCUUCAUGGUUACGGGAGUCUUUUUUUGUCUGUCCAUUCCUCAGGUGUUCCACAUUGUCACCAAAGAUGUUUUGGCUGCUCAAGUGAAGGACUUCCUUGUGGUCUUUCAACUGGCUUUCUUUUUGCUAUUUGGGAAUCACCACCAUCAAAGCGUGGAUUUGAAUGUGGAUGAGCGGUUUGUGCAGCAUCACAGUCCCUAA
Molecule: messenger RNA, 627 nt
Organism: Seminavis robusta
Lineage: Eukaryota; Bacillariophyta; Bacillariophyceae; Naviculales; Naviculaceae
Source: the annotation of a GenBank genome assembly